UCUCCUCGGGAACAGCCUUCUCCUGCCUCCUCUGCACCCGGAAAACUCAACUCCUGCCAAGAUGUCCUGCCAGCAGAACCAGCAGCAGUGCCAGCCCCCACCCAAGUGCCCCUCACCCAAGUGCCCCCCAAAGAGCCCAGCACAGUGUCUGCCUCCAGCUUCCUCUGGCUGUGCCCCAGUCUCCGGGGGCUGUGGCUCCAGCUCCGAGGGCGGCUGCUGCUUGAGCCACCACAGGCGCCACCACCGAUGCCGGCGCCAGCGCUCCAACUCCUGUGACAGGGGCAGUGGUCAGCAAGGCGGGGGUUCCGGCUGUGGCCACCGUUCUGGGGGCUGUUGCUGAUCCAGUUCCUGAGGCCGAGAUAAGCGAUUUUGGAGGAAACAAGAAUCCCAAGGGACGAGAUAAGCGAUUUUGGAGGAAACAAGAAUCCCAAGGGACGAGGAGCAGCCCCACGCUGAUGCACGCUUUCCCAGAUACCCUCUUCUGGCUUUCACAGGCUGAGCUAGGGAUUUUCCUGUGCAGGAUCUGAGCUCUCCCCAGAAGGCACUUCCUAUUUUACGUCUGGGAUGUCACAUGUUUCCCUAUCCCUGUACCUGCCAAGGAUUGGCAGUGCUUGUGUCUGACUUCAAAAAAUAAAGCUUCUUGUCUUCUUUA
Molecule: messenger RNA, 652 nt
Organism: Cebus imitator (Panamanian white-faced capuchin)
Lineage: Eukaryota; Metazoa; Chordata; Mammalia; Primates; Cebidae
Product: late cornified envelope protein 3D
Exons: 3
Coding region: 62-340 (92 amino acids)
Biological process (GO): epidermis development
Source: RefSeq, a predicted model, not a curated record